AUGGACGUGAAGGAACGCAAACCCUACCGCUCGCUGACGGCCAGACGGGACACGGAGCGACGCUAUACCAGCUCCUCGGCCGAAAGCGAAGACGGCAAGCUGAACCCCAAGUCCUACAGCUCCAGCGAGACACUGAAGGCCUUUGACCAGGACUCCAGGCUGGCCUAUGGGACACGUGUCAAGGAAAUGGUGCACCAAGAGUCAGAUGAGUUCUGUAGACAGGGGGCAGACUUCUCUCUCCGAGAGCUGGGCUUUGGCGAGGCCAUGCCCUCCCACAUGGCGGCGUACCGCACAGACCUGGGACUGCCUCACCGCGGGUAUUCGGUCAGCGCCGGCUCCGAUGCGGACACGGAGACAGAAGGCAUCAUGUCCCCGGAACACGCCGUGCGGCUCUGGGGGAGGAACAUCAAGUCAGGCCGCAGCUCGUGUCUGUCCAGCCGGGCCAACUCCAACCUGACGCUCACCGACACGGAACAUGAAAACACGGAGAACGGUCCUCCCCUGCAUUGUUCAUCCACCUCUUCUACCCCCGUUGAACAUUCCCCCUCACCUCCCCCCUCCCUUGAAGCCAAUGAAAGCCAGAGAAGGUUGCUAGGUAACUGUGAGGCUCAGCCAACCCAGGACUCUGACUCUGAGGAUGAGUUUGGCCCUAACUCAUUCUUAGUUAGAACUGGCUCAGGGAACCUCUAUGCUUCUUCUGCUGCGACUGCUACCGACGGUACAUUUCAGAACCAUUCCCAGCUCCGGACGCCCCCACUCCCACUGUCCCACUCCCACUCGCCAAGCCAGCACCAUGCGGCCUCUGUCAACUCCCUGAACCGUGGGAACUACACACCCCGCAGUAACCCCAGCCCGGCCCCCACAGACAGCUCCAUCCCGCCUGAGGGCCCCGGCAGUGUACAGGAGUCUGGGAGUGCCCAGGACAACUGGCUGCUCAACAGCAACAUCCCCCUGGAGACCAGGAGCCAGAAUACUCUAUUGUUUAUCAGAGAAGAGCAAGACGCUUACAGAGAAGGGCAGGGAUCGUACAACACAAGGCACUUCCUGUUCAAACCUGGUGGGACGUCGCCCUUGUAUUGCACUACUUCUCCGGGGUACCCCCUUACCUCCAGCACGGUUUAUUCCCCGCCCCCACGCCCCCUGCCCCGGAGCACCUUCUCCCGCCCGGCCUUCAGUCUGAAAAAGCCCUACAAGUACUGCAACUGGAAAUGUGCCGCCUUGAGCGCCAUUAUCAUCUCUGUCAUGCUGGUGUUCCUGCUGGCCUACUUCAUUGUCAUGCGCCUCUUCGGGCUGAACUGGCACCUGCAGCCCAUGCAGAGACAGAUGUACCAGUUGGCAGAGACUAGCGACGGUGGCUCACCCACCCCCACGGACCUGGUCCUGCCACCGCUAGGGAACACGGGCCUGGAGGUUCCUGACCGAAGGGGCAAGGAGGAUGGGAAACUGGAUGGCUUGUUCCCAGACGACAGCUUUAUAGACAUGGGCGAGAUUGACGUGGGACGCAAGGUGGCCCAGCAGAUCCCCCCUGGGAUAUUCUGGAGGUCCCAGGUUUUUGUUGACCACCCCAUGUACCUCAAAUUCAACGUGUCUCUGAGCAAGGGUGCCUUGGUGGGAAUCUAUGGAAGGAGAGGUCUGCCUCCAUCACACACGCAGUUUGAUUUUGUGGAGCUGCUGGAUGGCCGACGGCUGCUGGCCCCAGAAGUCCGCGGUCUGGAGGGCCCUCAGAGUCAGCAGCGCGGUCUGGCGCCUGUCACCAACCACGACACAGGCUUCAUCCAGUACAUGGACUCGGGCAUCUGGCACCUGGCGGUCUACAAUGACGGCAAAGAGACCGAGCAGAUCUCCUUCAUCACCACAGCAAUAGAUUCCAUUGACGACUGCCCCAGCAACUGCUUUGGGAACGGGGAAUGUGUGUCUGGAACCUGCCACUGCUUUUUAGGGUUCCGGGGGCCGGACUGUGGAAGAGCCUCUUGUCCGGUGCUGUGCAGUGGAAACGGUCAGUACCUCAAAGGGCGCUGCAUGUGUCACAGCGGAUGGAAGGGCUCCGAGUGCGACGUCCCCACCAGCCAGUGCAUCGACGUCACCUGCAGCAGCCACGGCACCUGCAUCAUGGGCACGUGCAUCUGCAACCCGGGCUACAAGGGCGAGAACUGCGAGGAAGUCGACUGCCUUGACCCAACCUGCUCCGGGAGAGGGGUGUGUGUCCGUGGGGAGUGCCACUGCCUGGUGGGCUGGGGGGGACCUGGCUGCGAGAGCCCCCGCGCAUCUUGCAUGGACCAGUGCUCAGGGCAUGGGGCGUUCCUUUCCGACACCGGAACGUGCAGCUGUGACCCAAACUGGACCGGACACGACUGCUCUACAGAGAUUUGUGCAGCGGACUGUGGUGGUCACGGCAUCUGCGUGUCGGGCACCUGCCGCUGCGACGACGGCUGGAUGGGCGCUGGGUGUGACCAGAGGGCGUGUCACCCGCGCUGCAACGAGCAUGGGACAUGCAAGGACGGCAAAUGCGAGUGCAGCCCGGGGUGGAAUGGAGAGCACUGCACUAUUGCUCACUAUCUGGAUAAGGUAGUGAAAGAGGGCUGUCCGGGGCUAUGCAACGGCAAUGGCAGGUGCACUCUGGGUAACAGCGGCUGGUACUGCGUGUGUCAGCUGGGCUGGAGAGGGGCCGGGUGCGACACGUCCAUGGAAACAGCCUGCAACGAUGGCAAGGACAACGACGCAGACGGGCUGGUGGACUGCAUGGACCCGGACUGCUGUCUGCAGGCCUCCUGUCACGUCACCUCUCUGUGCGUGGGCUCGCCGGACCCCCUGGACAUCAUCCAGGAGACGCAGACGCCCUCCACCCAGAGCAGCCUGCAGUCCUUCUACGACCGGGUGCGCUUCCUGGUGGGCAAGGACAGCACGCACGUCAUCCCAGGAGCCAACCCCUUCGAGGGCCGCCACGCUUGUGUGAUCCGGGGACAAGUGGUGACCUCAGAUGGGACCCCUCUGGUCGGAGUGAACAUCAGCUUCAUCAACAACCCUGCCUAUGGGUACACCAUCACAAGACAAGAUGGCAGUUUCGAUUUGGUGACCAAUGGGGGCGUUGCUAUCGGCCUGCGGUUCGAGCGAGCUCCGUUCAUUACCCAGGAGCACACACUAUGGUUGCCAUGGGGACGCUUUUUCGUCAUGGACACCAUCGUCAUGCGGCACGAAGAGAACGAAAUCCCCAGCUGUGAUCUCAGCAGCUUUGCUCGCCCGAGCCCUGUCGUCUCGCCCGCCCCCCUCACCGCCUUUGCAGGGGCCUGCUCCGAGAGAGGGGCCAUCGUCCCAGAGAUCCAGACACUUCAGGAGGAGAUCCCAAUCCCUGGCACAGACAUGAGGCUGGGCUACUUGAGCAGCCGUACCCCAGGCUACAAGUCGGUGCUGCACGUCACUCUCACCCACGCCACCAUCCCCUUUAACCUGAUGAAGGUCCACCUCAUGGUGGCUGUUGAGGGACGCCUCUUCAGGAAAUGGUUUGCUGCCGCACCCAACCUCUCCCACUACUUCAUCUGGGACAAGACCGAUGUCUACAGCCAGAAGGUCUACGGGCUAUGCGAGGCCUUUGUUUCAGUGGGCUAUGAGUAUGAAUCCUGCCCUGACCUUAUUCUCUGGGAGAAGAGGACUGCAGUCCUGCAGGGGUAUGAGAGCAGUGCCUCUAACCUGGGCGGCUGGUCUCUGGACAAACACCACGCCCUCAACAUCCAGAGCGGCAUCCUGCACAAGGGAAAUGGGGAGAACGUCUUCAUCUCCCAGCAACCGCCCAUCAUCGGCAGUGUCAUGGGCAACGGGCGGCGGCGCAGCAUCUCCUGCCCGAGCUGCAAUGGCCUUGCGGAUGGCAACAAGCUCCUGGCACCCGUGGCGCUGGCCUGUGGCUCUGAUGGCAGUCUGUAUGUGGGCGACUUCAACUACGUCCGCCGCAUCUUCUCCACGGGAAACGUCACCAGCGUCCUGGAGCUGAGAAAUAAAGAUUUCAGGCAUAGCAACAGCCCAGCGCACAAAUACUACCUGGCGGCCUGUCCUGUGUCGGGGACUGUGUACUUGUCGGAUACCAGCAGCAGGAAAGUGCUGAAGGUGAAGUCCCUGACUGUGGUUAAAGAUGUGGCCAAAAACCUGGAGGUGGUGGCCGGGACUGGAGAUCAGUGCUUGCCCUUCGAUGAGACGCGCUGUGGGGACGGAGGGAAGGCGGUGGAGGCCACGCUCACCAACCCUCGAGGCAUCACUGUGGACAAGUACGGGCUCAUCUACUUUGUGGACGGCACCAUGAUCCGUCGGAUCGACCAGAACGGAAUCAUCUCCACACUACUGGGCUCUAAUGACCUCACCUCGGCCCGGCCCCUCAGCUGCGACUCUGUGAUGGAUAUUUCCCAGGUUCGUCUGGAAUGGCCCACUGACCUUGCAGUCAGCCCCAUGGAUAACUCCCUGUACGUCCUGGAUAACAACGUGGUGCUGCAGAUCUCCGAAAACCACCAGGUGCGCAUCGUAGCCGGUCGCCCCAUGCAUUGCCAGGUGCCGGGCAUCGACCACUUUCUACUCAGCAAGGUAGCCAUCCACGCCACCCUGGAGUCUGCCACGGCGCUGGCGGUGUCCCACAGCGGCAUCCUGUACAUUGCCGAGUCGGAUGAGAAGAAGAUUAACCGCGUGCGGCAGGUGUCCACCAACGGGGAGAUCUCCCUGGUGGCAGGUGCCCCCACCGGCUGCGACUGCAAGAACGACGCAAACUGCGACUGCUAUUCUGGGGACGACGGCUACGCCAAGGAUGCCAAGCUUAACGCGCCCUCGUCCCUGGCCGUGUCCCCGGACGGCGAGCUCUUCAUUGCCGACCUGGGCAACAUCCGCAUUCGCUACGUCCGCAAGAACAAGCCCUACCUGAGCCCGCUCAACUUGUACGAGGUAUCCUCCCCCAUCGAAGACGAGCUCUACCUGUUCGACGCCAACGGCAGCCACAUCUACACCCAGAGCCUCACCACUGGAGACUACCUGUACAACAUCACCUACACCGGAGAGGGCGACGUCAGCACCAUCAUCGACAAGAACAAGAACAUCAUUAGCAUCCGGAGGGACGGCACCGGAAUGCCCCUCUGGGUUUUGGUCCCCGACGGUCAGACUUUCUGGUUGACCAUUGGAACUAACAGUGCCCUCAAGAGUGUGGCUACGCAGGGGCAAGAGCUGGCCAUGAUGACCUAUCAUGGGAGUUCAGGGCUGCUGGCAACAAAGACCAAUGAAAAUGGAUGGACAACAUUCUAUGAGUAUGACAGCUAUGGCCGCUUAACCAACGUCACCUACCCCAGCGGGCAAGUCAGCAGCCUUCGCACCAACUCUGACAGCUCUGUAAGCGUCCAAACAGAGGCCUCCAACAAAGAGGACAUCACCAUUACAACAAAUCUGUCUGCCUCCGGAACAUUCUAUACACUCAUGCAGGAUCAAGUGCGGAACAGCUACUACAUUGGUCUUGAUGGCUCCUUACGGUUGGUUCUGGCCAAUGGCAUGGAGGUGUCCCUGCACACAGAGCCCCACCUGCUGGCCGGCACAGUCAACCCCACCGUCAGCAAGAGGAAUGUCACCCUGCCCAUCGACAAUGGCCUCAACCUGGUGGAAUGGAGGCAGCGCAAGGAACAGGCCCGCGGGCAGAUCACUGUAUAUGGACGCAGACUCCGGGUACACAACAGGAACUUGCUGUCACUGGAUUUUGACCGCAUCACGAGGACGGAGAAAGUGUACGACGACCACAGGAAGUUCACCCUGCGCAUCCACUACGACCAAGCGGGAAGGCCCACGCUGUGGGCUCCCAGCAGCCGACUCAACGGCAUCAACGUCACCUAUUCCCCCGGGGGGCACAUUGCAGGCAUACAGAGGGGCACCAUGUCAGUGCGCAUGGAGUAUGACCAGAACGGCCGGAUCAUCUCACAGACCUUUGCUGACGGAAAAUCCUGGAGCUACACCUACCUCGAGAAGUCUAUGGUGUUGCUGUUGUACAGCCAGAGACAAUACAUCUUUGAGUUUGACAAGAAUGACCGGCUGUCCUCUGUGACCAUGCCCAACGUGGCACGGCAAACUCUGGAGACGACGCGCUCCAUCGGGUACUACAGGAACACCUACAGGCCGCCUGAGGGCAAUGCCUCAGUGUUGCAGGACUUCAGCGAGGACGGGCAGCUGCUGCAGACCACCCACCUGGGGACGGGCCGGCGGGUCAUCUACAAGUACGGCAAGCUGUCCAAGCUGCUGGAGAUCCUGUACGACGCCACGCGUGUGGCCUUCACCUAUGACGAGACGGCGGGCAUGCUGAAGACCGUCAACCUGCAGAACGAGGGCUUCGUCUGCACCAUCCGGUACCGGCAGAUCGGGCCCCUCAUCGACCGGCAGAUCUUCCGCUUCAGCGAGGAGGGCAUGGUGAACGCCCGCUUCGACUACAACUAUGACAACAGCUUCCGGGUCACCAGCAUGCAGGCUGUCAUCAAUGAGACGCCGCUGCCCAUCGACCUCUACCGCUAUGACGACGUCUCCGGCAAGACGGAGCAGUUCGGCAAGUUCGGCGUCAUCUACUAUGACAUCAACCAGAUCAUCACCACCGCCGUCAUGACACACACCAAGCACUUCGAUGCCUACGGCCGCGUCAAGGAAGUGCAGUACGAGAUCUUCCGCUCGCUCAUGUACUGGAUGAUGGUGCAGUACGACAACAUGGGCCGGGUGGUGGGGAAGGAGCUGAAAGUGGGGCCCUAUGCCAACACCACCCGCUAUUCCUACGAGUACGAUGCCGACGGGCAGCUGCAGACGGUCUCCAUCAAUGACAAGCCCCUGUGGCGGUACAGCUACGACCUGAACGGCAAUCUCCACCUCCUCAGCCCUGGCAACAGCGCCCGACUGACCCCGCUUCGCUAUGACCUGCGAGACAGGAUCACCAGGCUGGGGGACGUCCAGUACAGAAUGGACGAGGACGGGUUCCUGAAGCAAAGAGGCAGCGAGUUCUUCGAGUACAACUCCGCCGGCCUGCUGGUCAAAGCCUACAGCAAGGUGGGCGGAUGGAACAUCAAGUACUGCUACGACGGCCUGGGCAGGCGGGUGUCCAGCAAGAGCAGCUACGGCCACCACCUGCAGUUCUUCUACGCGGACCUGUCCAGCCCGACCCGGGUGACACACAUGUACAACCACUCCAGCUCGGAAAUCACCUCGCUCUACUACGACCUGCAGGGCCACCUCUUUGCCAUGGAGCUCAGCAGCGGGGACGAGUUCUAUGUGGCGUGUGACAAUAUCGGCACACCACUGGCUGUCUUCAGCUCCAACGGCCUGAUGAUCAAGCAGAUCCUUCACACAGCCUACGGCGAGGUCUACCUGGACACCAACCCCAGCUUCCAGCUGAUUGUUGGGUACCAGGGCGGCCUCUAUGAGCCACUUACCAAGCUGGUGCACAUGGGCCGAAGGGAUUAUGAUGUCCUGGCCGGCCGCUGGACCACCCCGGACCACGACAUCUGGAGGCGUCUGAACGGCAAUAACAUCGUGCCCUUCAACCUCUACAUGUUCAAAAACAACAACCCCAUCAGUAACAGCCAGGAUAUCAAGUGCUUCAUGACAGAUGUGAACAGCUGGCUUCUGACGUUCGGCUUCCAGCUGUACAACGUCAUCCCUGGGUACCGUACGCCUGACACAGACGCAAUGGAGCCCUCCUACGAGCUGAUCCGCACACAGACCAAGACCCAGGAAUGGGACAGCAGCAAGAUGGUGAUGGGGGUGCAGUGUGAGGUACAGAGGCAGCUGAAGGCCUUCGUGAAGCUGGAGCGCUUCAAUCCAGUCUAUGGAGCAAGCAGUGCAGGAUGCUCCCAGUCUGAGGGGCAGACGCUCUUCGCAUCAGGGGGAUCCAUUUUCGGAAAAGGGGUGAAGUUUGCCAUCCGGAAUGGCCAGGUCUCCACCGACAUCAUCAGUGUGGCUAGCGAGGAUGGGCGCCGUAUGGCGGCGGUGCUCAACGGCGCCACCUACCUGCAGGACCUGCACUUCACCGUCGGGGGCAUGGACACACACUACUUCGUCAAGGCGGGCCCCGUGGAGGGCGACCUGUCCCUCAUCGGCAUGACGGUGGGCCGGCGCACGCUGGAGACGGGCGUCAACGUGACGGUGUCGCAGAUGAACGCGGUGCUGGGCGGCAGGACUAGGCGCAUCACCGACAUCCAGCUGCAGCACGGCGCACUCUGCCUCAACACGCGCUACGGCAGCAGCGUGGACGAGGAGAAGGCGCGCGUGCUGGAGCUGGCCCGCCAGCGCGCCGUGGCGCAGGCUUGGGCCCGCGAGCGGCAGAGACUGCGCGAGGGCGAGGAGGGCUCGCGUGCCUGGACUGACGGCGAGCGGCAGCAGCUCCUGAGCUCCGGCAGGGUCCAGGGCUACGACGGCUACUACCUGGUCUCGGUGGACCAGUACCCCGAGCUGUCGGACAGUGUUAACAACAUCCACUUCAUGAGACAGAGCGAAAUGGGCCGAAGGUGACAGGAACACGAGGCUCUCGAGUGACAGACUCGGACGGCGUCAAGGACUUCUUGCCAAAGACAGUUACGUACGCGGCCGCUUUAUUUUUUUUUUUUCUUUGACUGUGGUUAACUUUUUUUUCUGAAGAAAAAAUACAUUGUCGUAUACAGAUGCACUGCAUUUAAGGAAGACUGCCCCGGUGUUUAUUUCUUUUUUUAUUCUUUGACAGUCUUUGCCCUUCAAGUGCGACUGCAAGAGGAUGAAAUUUUAGAUUCUGGUGAAUUUUUUUACCCCUCCGAGUUUGGUAUCCCACUUGUUGAUUCUGUUAAAGGGAAUCUACGAGCCAGGGGUGUAAAUGCAUAGCGUUCUGUGGUUUACUCCGCUGCCAGUGACAAGUAAACUGUGAUUCACAAGCUUGUUCCAUUCUGCCUUUUUCGCGCUUCAGCCAAGGAGAGACGUUCUCUUUUACUCGCUUCUUUUUUUAUACUUGAAAACAUUGCCACUGUAAAAAAAUAAAAAAUAAAAAAAAUAAAAAUAAACAGGGACUACAGUAAUCCAGUUCAGAUGUUGCUGUCUAUGUUCCAGUCA
This is a messenger RNA of Megalops cyprinoides (Indo-Pacific tarpon), 9060 nucleotides long. RefSeq names its product teneurin transmembrane protein 4 (gene tenm4). The record is from RefSeq and is a predicted model, not a curated record. The transcript is spliced from 31 exons. Bases 1 to 8493 code for a protein of 2830 amino acids. Gene Ontology annotation, cellular component: membrane; neuron projection. Lineage: Eukaryota; Metazoa; Chordata; Actinopteri; Elopiformes; Megalopidae. Gene Ontology annotation, biological process: heterophilic cell-cell adhesion; neuron development; signal transduction. Gene Ontology annotation, molecular function: protein heterodimerization activity; cell adhesion molecule binding; protein homodimerization activity.